GUUUUGUCCAAAUCCCACCUUUCUUUUAGUCAGAGGCUUUUAAACAGAUGGACUGAGACUUUGGACUAAACAUGAUUGGUGACGGAACUAAUCCGUGUUUCCACAUGAUUUCCACACGGACCGGUUAUUGCGGAACACUCUGUACCAGCUGGCAGGACUGUAGACGUGUACAUACAGAGUGGUUUAUAUUUUUUAUAAGUUUUGCUUCCCGGUAAAAUUAAAGAGUGUUGAACUGAGUGGUGUUCAGCUGUAGGAGCGAUGGCCACAGUCGAAGAGCUGAAGUUUCGAAUCCGCGAACUAGAAAAUGAACUAAUAAAGUGCAAACAGCAUCGAAGCCAAGAGGAUUUUCAAAACCCAGUGUUUAGACCAAAGAUUGAAAAAAUGAGCGCCGAAGUUUUGGAUUCAAACCCUUAUAGCCGGCUGAUGGCUUUGAAACGCAUGGGAAUAGUUGAAGACUAUGAGAAAAUCCGCUCGUUUGCUGUGGCUGUGGUGGGGGUGGGAGGGGUGGGCAGCGUCACUGCAGAGAUGCUCACCAGAUGUGGCAUUGGUAAGUUGUUGUUGUUUGACUAUGACAAAGUGGAGCUGGCCAACAUGAACCGCCUCUUCUUCCAGCCACAUCAAGCAGGGCUCAGCAAAGUGGAGGCGGCAGAGCACACAUUGAGGAGUAUCAAUCCAGAUGUUGUAUUUGAGACGCACAAUUACAACAUCACCACUGUGGACAACUUCACACAUUUCAUGGAGCGCAUCAGUAAUGGAGGACUUCAAGAGGGAAAGAGUGUGGAUUUGGUGUUGAGUUGUGUGGAUAAUUUUGAGGCUCGGAUGGCCAUUAACUCUGCUUGUAAUGAAUUGGGACAGACAUGGAUGGAGUCUGGAGUGAGUGAGAAUGCUGUGUCUGGACACAUACAACUCAUCAUUCCAGGGGAAACCGCAUGCUUUGCUUGUGCGCCUCCACUGGUCGUGGCAGCAAACAUUGAUGAGAAGACUCUAAAGCGGGACGGGGUGUGUGCUGCCAGUCUGCCCACCACCAUGGGUGUUAUUGCAGGGAUCCUGGUGCAGAAUGUCCUGAAGUAUCUGCUCAGGUUUGGAACAGUGAGCUUUUACCUGGGCUAUAACGCCAUGCAGGACUUUUUCCCUACUAUGGCCAUGAAAGCCAACCCACAGUGUGAUGACAUACAGUGCAGGAGGCAACAGGACGACUACAAAAAAAAAGAAGCUGAGCGUCCCAAACCGGACGUAGUGGAGGAGGAGGAGGAGGAGGAAGUGGUGCAUGAAGAAAAUGAGUGGGGGAUUGAGCUGGUGUCUGAAAUCACAGCGGUGGAGCUUCAGGAUGCAUCAGGUCCAAAACCAGAUUUACCAGAGGGCAUAACUGUGGCCUACACCAUCCCCAAUAAGGAUGGGGAAAUAAAUUCAGACGAGACUGUGGAAGAGACAGACCAGAGUCUGGAGGAGUUGAUGGCACAGAUGAAGAAAUUGUAAAGGCAGAUGGUCUAAUUUUGCAUAAACACACUGUGCUCUGAGGAGCUACAAUCCACUACCAUUAUAGUCUUCUUGUUGUCAGGUUAACAAACUUCUCUUUGCUUUUAUAAAGACAUUACAGCUGCAGCAAAUAGUACACACUGACUGACCAUGAUUUCUCCAUUUAUUCAGCUUAUUAAGAGCUUGUCAAGAAAGAUAAAUGGGGAUGUUGAUGUUAGUAAAAAAUAUAUAUUAAUUAGAUAUUUCAUCAAAGUUUGUUUAGCUCAAGUGAAAAUGAAAUACAGAUAGUUGUGAGGAUCAAUGUUAAAUCUUUCUGACCUUUUAAACAUUCAUUUCUGUUAUUUCAAUUGCUCAAAGAGCCUUGAGCUCCAGAGGUCCUUGCUCAAUAAAGUAUUUAUUGACAUUCAGAGAAA
Messenger RNA from Tachysurus vachellii, 1889 nucleotides. RefSeq names its product ubiquitin-like modifier activating enzyme 5 (gene uba5). The transcript has 12 exons. The record is from RefSeq and is a predicted model, not a curated record. Bases 259 to 1476 code for a protein of 405 amino acids. Gene Ontology annotation, molecular function: UFM1 activating enzyme activity. Gene Ontology annotation, biological process: protein ufmylation. Lineage: Eukaryota; Metazoa; Chordata; Actinopteri; Siluriformes; Bagridae. Gene Ontology annotation, cellular component: cytosol; cytoplasm.